This is a messenger RNA of Juglans regia (Persian walnut), 996 nucleotides long. RefSeq names its product rho GDP-dissociation inhibitor 1-like. Bases 59 to 814 code for a protein of 251 amino acids. The record is from RefSeq and is a predicted model, not a curated record. Gene Ontology annotation, molecular function: Rho GDP-dissociation inhibitor activity; protein binding. Lineage: Eukaryota; Viridiplantae; Streptophyta; Magnoliopsida; Fagales; Juglandaceae. The transcript is spliced from 5 exons. Gene Ontology annotation, cellular component: cytoplasm; cytosol; membrane. Gene Ontology annotation, biological process: Rho protein signal transduction.
CUUCUUCUCCAAUCCUUCCACAUUUUCUUUUGGGGCCGGUUUCUUUUCUUUGAGGACAAUGUCGGCCGCUGUAGGAGCUAUGUCGACAACCAAGGACGUCAAAUUCAAUUGUCAAAUGGAGGAAGAAGAGCUCAAAAAUAACAAGAACAACAAUGUUGGUGGUGAACCAGGAAAGCUCCCGCACAGUGAUGAUGGUCAUGCAGAUAAUGGCAUUAAUGAUGGUGAUGAACUAGAGGAAGAGAAUGACGCCCAGAUGAAAUCUGAGAAGGAGUUGGAUCUUGGACCCCAAGUUUCUCUUAAGGAACAGCUUGAGAAAGAUAAGGAUGAUGAGAGUUUGAGGAAAUGGAAGGAACAACUUCUUGGAAGUGUUGAUCUGUCAUCUGUUGGAGAGACUAAAGAACCAGAAGUGAAGAUACAAAGCCUGACAAUAAUAUGCCCGGACCGACCAGAUGUGAUUUUGCCAAUUCCAUCAACAAACAAUACUAAAAAAAGCCUCUUCACCCUCAAGGAAGGAAGCCAGUACCGCCUCAAAUUUACCUUCACCGUCUCCAACAACAUCGUCUCUGGCCUCCAGUACGCCAACGUUGUCUGGAAGACCGGUGUCAAAGUGGACAAUUCAAAGAAGAUGAUGGGAACUUUUAGUCCUCAGAAACAGCCUUACGCAUGUGAAAUGGAAGACGAAAUUACCCCUUCGGGAAUGCUUGCCAGAGGCUCGUAUCAGGCAAGAACCAAGUUCCUAGAUGAUGAUGGAAAAUGCUACUUGGACGUGAGUUACUGCUUCGACAUUCAAAAGAAUUGGACAAAACCCUUUUGAGGUUCCCAAUAUUAUAUCAUUCGCAUUGGCUUAAUUGGUACCAGUGCUUCUAGCUAUGGUUAUAAAGAGAGAGUACUCUUCCUCCGGCAUCAUGUUUAAAUUCUACUUUUAUCUUGUUUUACAAACGACAAGGUUGCAAUACAUUUUUUAUUCAAUUAAGUACAGCACCACUGUUCAUGGUA